Phytophthora sojae is the source of this 1371-nucleotide messenger RNA. RefSeq lists its product as hypothetical. Gene Ontology annotation, biological process: endoplasmic reticulum to Golgi vesicle-mediated transport; Golgi organization. The record is from RefSeq and is a predicted model, not a curated record. Bases 1 to 1371 code for a protein of 456 amino acids. Gene Ontology annotation, cellular component: Golgi apparatus. Gene Ontology annotation, molecular function: small GTPase binding. NCBI's taxonomy places the organism in Eukaryota, Oomycota, Peronosporomycetes, Peronosporales, Peronosporaceae. The transcript has 7 exons.
AUGUGGUCUCGACUGACCGAGGGGCUGGUGGACAUAGUGGCGCCCGAGGAGGGCCAGGAGCUGGCGCAAGGGGACGACGACCAGCUCUGGAGCCGCUUCGCCGCCGUCGUGGCUCCCCCUCCUGCCCCCGCUGCCGCCUCUGAAGCCCCCGGGGCGCCCGCCGGCUCGGAAGAGGACGAGCAGGAGCAGUACAUUUGCGAGCUGGAGAGGGCCCUUCUGCAGCGCAAGAAGCAGAACGAGACGCUGGAGAAGAAAGUUCAGGAGCUGGAAUCGCGAGCCGGGGAAGAGCGUCAACUCAAGAGACAAUUGAGAGAGCAGGAAGUGGAGAUUGCUCAGCAGAAGGCCACUAUUGAGCGGCUGCAGACCGCACGGAAUGAUGCCGUGACAAUGCAGGCUGAAGAGGGGCAAGAGUCGGGCACGGACCGCGAUCGGCUCGUUCAGGAGCUGCAGCAGGCGCAAGCUGAGGCUGAUACCCUUGCUGCUCAAUGCCAGGCUCACGAGAAAGAACUAGUUUCGCUGCGUGAUCGGGUGGAAGAGUUGCAAGCAGCGAAUGAAACCCUGCAGGAUGAUGAGCGUGAAGCGCGUUCGAGAGCAGGCGAGUACGAGCAGGGCUACAUGUACCUAUUGGCGGAGAUUGAGAAGAUGAAGGUUGUCAAUGAGGAGGAGAAGGCGACGUUGAUGGCAAAAAGCGAGGAGCAUGCAAGCUCCAUCGAUAGUCAGCGGUUGUAUGAGUUAGAGGCACGACUGACGACGUCUGAAGCGGACAAGGCGGUGGCGCAGCAAGAUGCUGAGAGAUUACAGCGCGAUCUGGAUGCUCUCGAAGGUGUGCUGCAUCAGUUCCAGGUGGAUAGCAAGGCACAAAGAGAGCGUGUUGCUUCGAUGGAAGCGGAGCUUGAACAAGUGAAGAGGGAGUUGCAGAGUCGCCAGCCACUUUCGGAGCCUAGAGAGGGUGAAGAUAACGACUUGGAGCGAGUCAUGGAGAAACUUGCGAAGAAGACGCACGAAUGCGAACAGCUACGCGAGGCGCUUGAGAGCACAGCAACUCAAUACAAUUCAGAGCGGGACGUGCUAGACAAGAGUCUCGCGGCACAAUUAGUGGUGGCAUAUGUGGAUAGUGACAAGAAGGGGGAAGUACUUCAACUCAUGGCCCGAAUGAUGGGCUUCACCGAGGAGCAGAAACGGCGUGUGGGAAUUGGCUACCCAAUUGAAGGCAAUGGCGGUGGCGGCUUAUUCUCAUCCAUUAUUGGUCUCGUGACUCCAGGUGAGGGCGGCAGCGCAGGUACAACCAUUGACCCAUCCACUGUGGAAGGCAAGAGCUUUGCAGAUAUGUGGUCGGAGUUCUUGCUGGAUGAAGCAUCUAAAGGUCGGUAG